Messenger RNA from Acanthosepion pharaonis, 1305 nucleotides. Lineage: Eukaryota; Metazoa; Mollusca; Cephalopoda; Sepiida; Sepiidae. The record is from the annotation of a GenBank genome assembly.
AUGACGGAACUUUUCAAAUCGCUCGCCAUUAGGGUCGAUCAGUCGUCGUAUCUAUCGGCUGCGCGCUGUGGCGAAGCCCAAAACGACAUCAAAAGCCGAAAGGAUUUUUCUGCAACCUACUGCAACAAACACGCGAAAUCUAUCAGCAAUCUGAAGAAUAACGCCCACAAAAAGCGUGGCAUUAUAAUGAUGCAGUAUAUGCCGUUUUGUUGCGGACCUGGAGGUUCAACAGCGGUCAGUGGAUCAAGCGGUGGAGGCAACACCCACCACCCAACGGACACUUAUCAAUACAGACAGGCUGCUGCUGCAGCAGCUGCAGCGGCAGCCGCCGCGGCCGCUGCCUCGGCAGGAUCCACAACACACACCAUCUCCGUCCCUGGGGCCAGCGCUCCACCCGCCGCUACAUUCACUAUUGACAAUAUUCUUGCUCCACGACCGGUCUUUCCGACAAGGCACCCACAUUACUUUAUACCGCCACACGUGUUUCAUUUUCAUCAGGACUAUGUGCCGGCAUAUCUUUCCUCAUUCACACUUAAUCUCGCUCCCUCUCUCUCUCCCUCUCUCUCUCCCUCUCUCUCUCUCCCCCUCUCUCUCUCUCUCCCUCUUUCUCUCUCUCACACACACACUCCUUUUCUGAACUCCUUCACGCUUAAUAUUAUGAGCCAUUUUUUGUUUACCUAUUCCCUUCUUUCUUCUUUAAUCCAGUCACCAUUCACUUUUCUCAGUUGUAGAUCUUUUGGAUUAAUUUUUUAUCUUACUUUUUUUCUUUUUGCUUAUCUUUCUACUUUUUACUUUCUGUUUUCUCUUUCCUUUUUCUUUGUACUUUUUCUUUUUCCUUUUUUCCUUUUUUCUUUCUUUUUCCAUUCUUUUUUUCUUUUCCCUUUUUUUCAAACUUUUCUCUUUCCUUUUUUCCUCUGUAUUCUUUUUCUCUUUUCUUUAAACUUUUCUUUGCACACCUCUUCUUUCUUCCCAUUUCAUGUUUUCUGCUUUCUUUUUCGUUUCUUUUCUUUCUUUCAUUCGUAUCUCUUUUUAUUUAUUUUGACUUUACUUUUCUGUUUAUGUCCGCUUUUUUCCGUUAUGAUUUUUCCUUCCUUUUUCUUCUUCUCUUUUUUCCUUUCCUUUCCUUUUUUCCUUCUUUUUUUUUCUCUUUUCGCCUCGUUUUUCCUCUUUGCAUCUUUCUUUUGCACUCUACACUUUUCCUUCUUUUUCAAUAUUUCAUUGCCUUCUUUAUAUAAUUUAUCGGAUUUCAUUUUCCUUGCUGGCUUUCUGAGCCAAAUCAGCGAAAACAUUCAAUUAAUCUAUUGA